AUGACUCCCCAUGCAGCCAUGCCACCCAAUCCGUGGCUCCUAGAUCUCACUGGCUCUCUGCUCGCCUGUGGCCAAGUUGGUCCUCGAACUGAUGCGGCCAGGAAUGCCAAAAUAUUGAACCGAACCGGCUGGAGAUUGCCGGGAGGUGGCAUGAAGAGUCCUCUUAUUACUGGCCUACACAGGGGCAUGUUUGUGGUACCGUAUGCGUCCAGGCAUCAUCUGAACAGUUCUACCCCACCCGCUGUAUCCUCUAUCGAAAGACAGUUUACAACAGGCGUAUCUGGAACUAUGGCAGCCUUUCCGGCAGCGGCUCCUCUUAUUGUCUCAGCAUCUCCCACUUUGGUCCGCUGGGUGACGGUCGCCGUUGCGGGGAUACCCACGGCCUUGCUAGCUGCGGACGCCAUACCAAAAAUCAGAGAACAUAUUCAGGGAACCUCCCAACCCGACAACCGCGUCGAACCCGCUCCCCUCGAGCCGCCCGCUCGGAAGUCGGAGUCGGAGUCGGGUCCAUGUCCGGCGCCAACAUUCGAGGCAGAGGCUCACUCCAACCAAGUAACCAGCAAUACGGCUAGUAUUGCGACUACCAGUGAGGCUAGGGCUGCCUCUACCAAUGAGGCCAGGGCUGCGACCAGCCCUGAUGCUGUCAUGCCCGAUGCUUUUGAACUACGUCCCUCGCGUGCAGCACGCUCAGUUAGCGUGACAUAUGAGGAGGGAGGUUCUUGGCGGAUCGAGCUGCCGUUUCCUUGGAGCAUUGGCGUAGCGGCAGGGUACUUGUUGUAUACGGCAUUUGCCUCCUCCAAUCCUAGAUCACCCGCUGCGGGCGAUUCCACGAUAAGUUCCGCGCCGAGGAGCCGCUCUUCCCCGCCCGCGCCUUCUAAGACCACGGUGAAUGCAAGGGGGGCCACGGUCACCCCACCCACACCACCUUCUGAAGACGGCUCGGACUCGGAUGAAUACCCAGAAGCCGGACGUAAGGAACUCAAGAAGCUCCUCGAGGCCGAGGGAAAAGAAAUCUACGAGAAAUUGAAGGCGACGGCAAACACGGACCACAGUCCAGGGGCUUCGCGGAAGGUGUGGAAAAACAAGGAUUUUCGCAUCGACAACGGGCAUCGCGACGACAAGAGGGGUGUUCGUCAUUGGGAGUUUCAGGUGAAUGGGGAUGCCCAGUCGACCACUGCCAAAAGAAUUCGGGGUGGAAGCCGGAGAGGGACUCACCAGAAGCUUUUCAAGGACACUUUUGAGUUGAAAAAUCCCCCAGGGUUCGAAGAGUGGAAGACAAGGGUCAUGGCACUACUCGAUUAG
Molecule: messenger RNA, 1302 nt
Organism: Chaetomium globosum CBS 148.51
Lineage: Eukaryota; Fungi; Ascomycota; Sordariomycetes; Sordariales; Chaetomiaceae
Exons: 4
Coding region: 1-1302 (433 amino acids)
Source: RefSeq, a predicted model, not a curated record